CCCCCCUCGCUAAGAAACGCACCCAGGACUCUUCAUCUAACAAAGUGCUUCUUCCAUUCAAAUCUCAGUUGUUAUUUUUCUUACUGAGGAGCCGGCCAGAGACAAGAGACCAAGGACAGACAAAUGUGAAGACUCAAUAAUGUCUUGCUGCACAGACAGGAAUGCUGUGAUAGUUUCCUCCGCUGACAGGUUGUGGUGAAAGUCUACACUGUCAUGUGAACGCACAUAUGUGGUGUUCCACUGUGCUUGUGACACGGGGCACAUUGUGGCGUUCGAAUCAAACCUGAAAGGUCUUCCGGGAUGAACUGAGGUAGGAUGUGACCGAUUCACCCCGUCUCCAGGACAGGAUGUCACAGGGCAGAGGAAGAAUUUGGGGAGGGAGUGGGAAGCAUACACACUUGCUUAUUCUCGCGUAUCUAUUCCUCUUGGCUUUACCAUGCACGGGCUUCCUCCCCGACUUUUGGUCUCGAGUGCUUACGCUGUCCUGGACCUCGCGCACACACCAGCACAUCACGGAGCAAUCUAUUCUCAAUGUCACCCUGGAGACUCUGAGAGGCCCCGAAAAACACCAUGGAGAGGAACAGACCAGACUAGGCCGAGGCUUCUGGAGAGCUGUAGGAGAGGUGGUAAAGUCCAACGCGGCCAUGGACUUCCUGAACUCCACCAAGUCUGACCCGGUGUACCACUUUGAUGCAGAGCGCAUGGAUGGCGCCAUAGGGAUGUUACGGCAGUUCUGGGCUCAGACUCUGCUCUCAGUACAGGCCGAAGAGUACCAAACUGCCCGACACAGCUUGGGCCAGCUAUUUCACUCCCUGCAGGACUUCUACAGCCACAGCAACUGGGUUGAGAUGGGCCAGCGCUUCAUUUACCUCCACCUGCUGCAGCCAGAUGAGCCUGCCGUCCCCGUGGCUACAGAGGACACUCCUACCUGUAUGGAGUGCUUCAGUGUCACCUGUCGAGGCAACCUCCUGCCAAGACUGCUAAACCCACAGCACAACUCCAGGCUGCUCACCACUGGCUACUUUGGCACUUUCCCUCCAAAACCUCAUGGCAAAUGUAGUCACGGAGGUAUUCUGGACAGUAGUCGCCAUACGGGAGCCAAAGGGGGCAUCAACAAGGACAGCACCUCACCUUUCUUCUCCCCCCACCAUUACCUCCACAUGGAAGCAGCCAUGUUGGCAACUGAGGCCACCCUGAGUGUACUGAGAGACCUCAGAGACACUGUGGGCCACAAUACCUUCCUCAGGCUCUUCAGCGUGAGGCAAAUCCCUGCAUUGGUGUUCGUCAUGGACACUACAGGUAGCAUGUUCGAGGAGAUCACUGCUGCUCGCCUCCGGGCCCACUCCAUCAUCCAGAGCCGAGCCAGCAGCCCCGGGCAGCCUGGCACCUUCAUACUUGUACCCUUUCAUGAUCCAGGGGUGGGACCAGUGCAUAAAACCAAUGACCCAAACCAGUUUAUGCAGCACAUGGAGAACCUGAUGGCGCUGGGAGGCGGGGACGAACCGGAGAUGUGCCUCUCUGCCAUUCAGCUGGCACUCACUCACAGUCCACCACUGUCGGACAUCUUUGUGUUCACUGACGCUUCCCCUAAAGACGCCCACUUGUUUGAUGCGGUGAAGGCCCUCGCCCUUGAGAAACAGAGCAAGGUGACGUUUCUCCUAACUGAAGACCCCAGCUACACAACAGACAGCAGAGGGAUGAAGGGGAGGAGGAGGAGGAGGAAGAGGAGUCAGAAACCUUUGUCCCCUGAUCGUUUCUCUCUCUACUCGUCCCUGUCCUCCCUGUCAGGAGGACUAACAAUAUUCACCACCAACUCUGAUAUCCACAAAGUCUCCACCAUUGUGGAGGAUAAUAUAGCCGCUGACAAGGUGACCCUCUUCCAUGUGGAAAGUGACCAAGACCUGAGGUCCUCCCAUUCCUUCAGAGUUGACAGCUCAGUAAAAAAUGUCACACUACAUGUCACUGGCACCCUUACAGAGUGUAUCCUCACCAGCCCAUCAGACCAAAGCCAGUCUCUGUUGCUCGAGCAAGGCCCUCUGGCAGCUUUGGAGCACUUUAAGGGUCUGUACCGCAUCAGCCUGCUCCCUCCCAUACAGCCAGGCCAGUGGAGUCUCCAGGCCAAGGGUGACGGACACCUCACAUUCAGUGUGAUAGGUGACAGCAGUGUAGAUUUCCUGUACUACUUUGCUGCUGUAAGCAAUGAGACUCAUCCAGGUCUGGCCAGACUGGAUGGUAGUCCAGUAGCGGGUGUCCCUGCCUUUCUGGUGCUGGCUGUGACAGGCCUGGCACCAGAUGAGGAGGUGUCUUUCAGUCAUGUGACACUGCUGGGAGCUGAUGGGGAGCACCUCCAGCAGGUGAAGCUGAACUCCUCCGCUUUGUCAACCUACUCUGUGGAAGAGCUGGUGGGAUGGGUGGAUGCUGUUCCCAGGGUACCUUUCUGUGUUCGACUAACUGGCCAAGACAGUAGAGGAAACAGGCUGGAGAGGGUUUCCACAGAGAUGGUUCACCCCACACAUGUUCAGAUUCAGGUGUCGUCCGUCCCCCGUCUGGUACCUGGUCACAGCACAUUGGUCCAGUUUCAUGUCCUGAACCACGGCCCAGCCCGACUCUUCAAUCUGACGGCUGAUGAUGACUAUGGAUAUCUUCAGAAGAGAGGACCUCACAGGUUAUUUGUUGCAGAACAUGGAUCUUUCCAUGGUCAGGUAGACCUCCACACCCCUGACACAGCUCAGACAGGGGCCACAGUGAGCCUUACACUCACUGUGCGUGCCCUUAACUCUCCUGACUCAAAUUAUGCAGUGGCGUACUUGACUGUUAUUCCCCCGGAUCCCGACACGUCCCCCCCAUCCUGCUCCGCUGCACAAGUUCAGUCUACCUGUCCGUCCAUUUGCAACGAGUCCCGCUGGAGUGUAUCUCUGGCUGUGUCAGACAGGGGGCGCUCUGGUCUUGCUGCUCUCCAGCUCCAGAAAGGUGAAGGCAUUCUGACUUUAUUCCACAGUCCCCCACCCACAGAGGACAGCCAGGUGGAGCCAGGCCACGAUCAGCGAGAGGAACACAGGGAUAAGGUGGCCAGUGGUGGCAGCCUCCACCACCAUCACCACCACAUAUCCAGAUUAGAGAAAGGCGACCCGCCUCUGAAUGUAACUGAAUGGGUUGUGGGCUCAUCUCAGCCACUAUGGGCGAGGUACACAUCCAGCUGCUGCUCUGCUCAGGCAGAGCUGCUGGUGUGGGACACAGCUGGAAACAUGAAGCGCUGCCAUCUAACAUCUGGCCAGCAGAGGCAGCUUACAGACAGGACUACAGAUACCAGCAGCGCUGGACAGAUUACACCCUCAGCAGGUGUUUUUUUCUUGUUGGGUCUGCUGUGGUCAAACUAAUCUACUUGUUGAUCACUGGAAGAGCUACACGAAAAAGAUAUAAUCUGUUCUUUUUUCGGAGGAUAGAGACUGAGAAAAACAAAUGUAGUUUGAAAUGAGUGCACUUAAUGCAAAGAAUCAUGUCUUUCUUCAUUGGUGAUCAUGUGCUUGCUACUCUAAUUUUCAAAGACAGUGCACUGAAUAAAGAUGAAUCAGUU
Messenger RNA from Acanthopagrus latus (yellowfin seabream), 3574 nucleotides. It is a transcript of the gene vwa7, whose product is annotated as von Willebrand factor A domain containing 7. The coding region runs from base 348 to 3377 and encodes 1009 amino acids. The record is from RefSeq and is a predicted model, not a curated record. The transcript is spliced from 17 exons. Lineage: Eukaryota; Metazoa; Chordata; Actinopteri; Spariformes; Sparidae.